AUUGCUUGUUGAAAAUUUGUCGAUGACGGAUCGAAAAAGACUUGUAAAGCGUUGAUUAAUUUAUUUUUUUUUGUGGUAGAAAAAAAAACCAAAAACAAUUUAUUGCUCGAUUUACGUUUGUAUGAACCAGAUAAUUGCCGUUAUUUGCUUUUUUGUUCAGAAAGGAACACUGUCGGUGAAUUGAUAAUUCCUGGCUCAAAAUCUAAAUCAGUUAUCAUUUAUUACACCAGGAGCUUAAAACUGUGAAUCAAGUCAUAAAACAAUUAAUUUAUUUGAAGAAAAGCGUAAAGUUGAAAAGUGUUUGAAUAGAAAAGUUUUUGAUUCACUAAAAGAAGAAGGAAUUCAUAUUUUCUUCAUAUAAGCACCGGUACCAUGUGCUCGCUCGAAAAUAAUAACCAAUCUGGCACUACGUAAUGAUUUCAAAUCGUCCCAUCUUAUAUCUUACAUUACCCAGUUUAGCACUGAUCAUCGGUUACGUUUGGUUGAGACGCAAAAAGGGAGGACGUGCCGUUUGUGACACGGGCGGUACAAAUCAGAAGAGUAGCAAUUCUAACAAAUCUUGUAAAAUAUUAGGUGAACAUCUAGGUGAUAAUCAGGAAUUAAGUAAUAAAGCAUCGUCUUCAUCAUACUCAACACAACAUAAUAGUCAGCACAGUGAAUCAUUGCCAAUAGGAACGCCACAACAGAAUCACAACAAAUUAUUGAAAUUGAAAAUUGAUCAGGAAACAUCAACGCCACCAGGUAAUAACGCGUCUGGAAAACAAGCUCAAAGUCCUGGUAGUGCCCCUUCAAGUUCAUCGUCAUCAUUGGGAAAGUCUGCACCAAUUGAUAUUGCACCAAAUCCCCGUUCACCACCGAAACGGAUCACCGAACAAGAAAUUGACUGUGAAAUUUUAAAGCUGAAACCACAAGAGUCUGAUAUUAAGCAUUUGCGAUAUAUUGAAGAGCCUGAAAACGAUUGGGACGAAUCACCAACACCAGCUGAUUCGCCUUUGUAUCGUGAUCGUUUUGAUUUGAAUCGUCAUCAACCUAAAGUUGAACCGAUUGUUAUUAAAGGAACAAUGGAAGCUAAAAUUUCACCAGAAAAUUCAUUUCGUGAAAGAAAAUACACACAAACAGAAUCGGAUGAUUCUGGACGUUUAAAUGAAACGUCAAAAGAUGAGAGUGAGACAAAUAAUGAAAACAUUCAACAUUGUCAACAAGAAGGAGAAGAAGAGGAGAUGAAAACUACUGAUAAUGGAUGUGUUAUGAUGCAAGAAGAUGCUGAAGUUGUAGCAACAACAACAGAAAUGCCGAAAAAAUGUCAAUCAACGCCAUCGUCAUGCUUACAACCACAAAUUGCAAGUCCAUCACUUUCUGUUUGUAGUAUGCAUUCAGGUGAUUCAGGACAAGGGUCAAGCCCACCACAAUCAGUUGGUGCGCCACAAAUAACUUAUGACUUUGUUAUGCCAACUGCAUAUGUAGGAUCACUCAUUGGAUACCGUGGAACGAUCAUCACAAACAUCAAGGAGAAGACUGGAGCAAAUGUGAUUGUUCGUAAAGGUUCACAUGGACCGAAAAAACAAAAAGUUGUCUCGAUUGAGGGUACACAAUCGGAAGUCGAUGCUGCACUUAAAAUGAUACGAUUGAGAUUGCCGGAAAAGAAAUAUCCUUUCAUGUCGAUGGAUCGUAUAUUUGUGACGCCUGAUAACAAAGUUGUACCAACAUUCAAUGCUUCCACAUUAAGUUUACAACUCAUAGAAGGAAUCAACAAUGAUGUCACAAUCAGUGCAAUUGUAUCGGGUGGACAUUUAUUCCUUCACCAACCACUUCAUCCAUCUUAUCCAGCUUUAUCUUCAUUGCAAUAUCGCAUGAAUCAGUGGUACUCAAAGACAAUGGCACCAGAAUUGCCUGAUGUGAUUGAUAGUGCAAUUUGUGCUGUUUGUUAUCAGGACAACUGGUAUCGUGUUCAAAUUGUAUCACAUAAUUCUCAGACAAAGACAAGUCUUGUCAAAUAUUUGGACUUUGGUGGAUAUUCAACAGUCGAUUCAGCAGAGCUGAGACAAAUUCAUGCUGAUUUUAUGACUGUCCCUUUCCAAGCGAUAGAAUGCGUUAUGAGCAAUAUUCGACCUCCAUCCGGCAGUGAAUGGUCAAAAGAGGCUGCUGAUACGAUCAGUAGUUUUACUCAGGGUGUCAUCCUUCAAGCACAAAUUGCUGGAUACACACCUGAUGACAUACCAGAAGUUUAUUUGUUUGUUUCAAUUACCAAGGAUAAUGUAUUGUUUAUUAAUCAAGAAUUGUGCGCACGAAAAUUAGCCGAAUGGAUUGAUACAGAACAAGAAGGAUAGCAAGCACGAUGUCAUUAGAUUCAUCUAACAAAUUACACCUAACAAUGAAAAUAAAAAACUAAAAAACAAGAAAAAAAUUCAGAAAUCAAAUGGAACUAAUAAUUUAAUUAAUUGUAUAAGUUUUUUUAAUUUUAUUCUUUUUAUUUUUCUUAUAUUAUUUUGGAUAUGUUAGAUAUAUUUAAUCAAGGAUUGUUGGCGGAUGCAUUUUCUUGUGAAUUUUUUUUCUUCUCUUUUUAAAUUUAAAUUAAUCGCGUCCGUCAUGAUUUUAUGAAUGGUUGAAUAUAUUCCAAGACAAGCGUUAUUUCAAUUAUGUUUUUUUUUUAUUAUAAGAUAUCAUUUUCUAUUAAUCUUUCACUAUAAUUUUUAAUUGUGCUAGUUGGUAAUUGUAUGAGCAUCUUUAAGAGUUAGAAACAAAAUGAAAAAAUCAAUGAAGAUCAAGGAGAUCUAAGUAGUAGAAAUUUCAUGUGUUGGGCGUUCACUUUUAAAAUUUAAUAAUUUUUUUAACUGAUUUUGAACAGACUGUUAUCCUAUGGAAAAUAUUCAGUAACGCCCACACGUUUUUCUCGACAAAUAUUUUUUUGGAUUAAAAUUAUUAUAAAAUUGAAAAAGACGUGAAAAGUAAAUUAGCGCAACGUUAGCACUCAACGAUACGUAACGUACAUGAGGUUAACGAUAAUUACGUUGCAUACGUGCGUCUUCAAGCGUCAGAAAAAAAAAUUCUGCGAUUUUCUGCUAACUUUUCUAUUUUUUUUUUAAAUUGAAUUAAUCUCAAAAAAGAAAAGCUUUGUAGAAAUAUUUGCUGAUAGAAAAAAAAGUUAAACUUAAAUUAACAUAUAUUUUUUACAAGUGACAACUCAUUGGAAUAAUUGAAAAUUUAUGAAUUGUCAAGAUAUCAAAGGAAGUUGUUAAAAUUUGAAAAAAAGGAAAAAUUCUUAAUUUAAUCUUAGUAGCCCCAAAAUGAUUUUUUUUUGUAAUUAAACUAAUUUAAACAAAUUUUAUGUGAAGAGAGUAAACGAGUAAAGAUUAAGUUUUGUUUUUUUGCGUCCUUGUUUCCGACUGAUAAACGGAUAGAGAAAACAUUUUUUCAUCAUUGAUUAAGUAAAAUAUAAAGAAAAAAACGAUUUCAGUGAAAUAAAAAGUUGAGAAAAGCCAAUAAAAUGGAUAUUUCAAAUUUGCAUGCAAGACACAAUAUUUUACAGGAACCAAGAAAUAUUUUUCCUAAAAGAAG
Molecule: messenger RNA, 3555 nt
Organism: Clunio marinus
Lineage: Eukaryota; Metazoa; Arthropoda; Insecta; Diptera; Chironomidae
Source: the annotation of a GenBank genome assembly